This is a messenger RNA of Schistocerca piceifrons (Central American locust), 828 nucleotides long. Its product is annotated as SCAN domain-containing protein 3-like. Lineage: Eukaryota; Metazoa; Arthropoda; Insecta; Orthoptera; Acrididae. The transcript has a single exon. Bases 1 to 828 code for a protein of 275 amino acids. The record is from RefSeq and is a predicted model, not a curated record.
AUGCUAGGAAGAUUAUUUGAACUUCGAGACGAAGUGAUGCAGUUUUUGGAAAAUAACAAACAAACUGAAUUGUAUGUGGAAUUUAGAAAGCCAGGUGUUCGUGUUGCAUUGGCUUAUCUGUCAGAUAUUUUCGAAUCUUUAAACACAUUGAAUUUGAAAUUAAAAGGUGGAGAGUCAAACAUAAUUUUUCAUCGGGAUACCAUCAAAGCAUUUACUGAUAAGUUGCAACUAUGGAAACGUAAAAUUUUAGCCUGCAAUUAUUCCUGCUUUACCAGAUUGUUUGGAAUCCUGGAAGAAGCCCGAUUUCAAAACGAUUUUAAGGAUACUGAUACUAAGAGUAAAAUAUCAAACCAUUUGCAGCACCUCACUGAUGAAUUCGAACGAUACUUCCCUAACAGUUGUGAUGAUAAAAUUUAUUAUAGGUUAGCGACGGAUCCAUUUCACGUUGACGUGGAUGUGUUGCCAGACAGACUACAAGAGGAAGUCUUAGAAAUUGAAAAUGAUUCUGCAGCGAAGUAUGACUUUGAGAAGAUGGAUAAGCCUUUAUUUUGGGUGAAAUAUCUCACGGUGUAUCCCAGCUCAGCAGAACAAGCACUGAAACUGUAUUUGCCAUUUUCAAGCACUUAUUUGUGCGAAAGAGCAUUUUCAGCGGUAGUGGCGAUAAAAAAUAAGUUUAGAAGCAAACUCUGUAUUGCCAAUGAUUUACGUUGCACAGUUUCUACUAUUCAGCCAAGAAUUCAAAAUCUGGUAAAAAUAUGCAAGCUCAUCCUUCACAUUGAUUUAUUUGUUGGUUUCUUGCCAUAUGUGUGUGGAAAUAAUAUUUUAUAA